ACCACAGCAGGAGAGACAACAGCCUCAACCUCUACACUCAGUACACAUACGACAUCUGCUCCUGGGAGAAGCCCAACUUCUGCCUCCACCUCCACUCCAAGUGUGAGUUCUACUCUGGAGAACACAUCCCCAGCCCUGACCACACCUACACUCACGUCUACUCUGGUGAAAGUCUCCACUACCGGUGGUACAGCCAUGACAACAACUCAGGACUUAUCCAUGGCCACCUCUGAAACCUUUCAAACUUCUAGAACGUCUUCCCAGUCCACAUCUCCUCCUGAGAUUACACUGUCAUGGUCACCCAACAUCCUCCUCAACUCCCUGGAGAAGAUCUACUGCUGCCACCACCUCCAUACCUCAUGUCAGCUCUACUAUGGAGAACACAUCCCCACCUCUGACCACACCUACAUCCAAAUCUGCUCUGGUGACAACCACUAUUGUUACUGGGACAGCCACAUCACCAUCUGA
Acanthisitta chloris (rifleman) is the source of this 468-nucleotide messenger RNA. Its product is annotated as G8 domain-containing protein DDB_G0286311-like. Lineage: Eukaryota; Metazoa; Chordata; Aves; Passeriformes; Acanthisittidae. The transcript is spliced from 2 exons. The record is from RefSeq and is a predicted model, not a curated record. The annotation marks the transcript as partial.